AUCUUAUAACCGCAAGUCGUACAUGUAAUACUCAAAAUGAUAACACAUUUCAAAUAGAAAACACCGCAAACAUCGCAUGACAAGCAGCAUUUACACGAGCAUUUACAAGUGAAAUUAAAAGAGGUCAACAUAUUGUUUUCACUCAAGUGAAAUUUCUUAUCUAAAAACCACAAACAAACAGAAGUACAAUGUUACCCACAAAGAAACUACUGCCUUCAAUAAAUCUGCUGCUAAAUCAAGCUAGACAUGCAUCAACCAAGCCCAAAACAGGUAUUAUAAUGCUCAAUAUGGGUGGGCCUCAGAAAGUUGAUCAAGUCCAUGACUACCUGCUUAGAAUCAUGACAGACAGAGAUAUGAUACAGUUCCCUAUGAUGCAGGACCACUUGGGUCCAUGGAUUGCAAAGCGUCGCACGCCGGAAGUAAUGAAAAAAUACGAGGAAAUCGGCGGUGGAUCACCGAUUUACAAAUGGACACAAACCCAAGGGGAACUUUUGUGCAAACAACUGGAUGCACAAUGCCCAGAAUCAGCACCACACAAGCACUACGUCGGUUUUCGUUACGUAGAACCCUUCACAGAGGAUGCCAUGCAGGAGAUGGAGCGUGAUGGAGUCAAACGCGCUGUUAUAUUCUCGCAAUAUCCGCAAUUUAGCUGCGCGACAAGCGGAUCCAGCUUCAACGCCAUUUAUAAAUUCUACAAGAAGCGUGACUUGCCUAAAGACUUAAAACUUAGCGUGAUUGAUCGUUGGGCGACGCAUCCACUGCUGGUAAAAACAUUUGCGGAUUUAAUUAGGAAAGAACUCGACAAACUUCCUGCAGAUUUGAAGCAGGACGCUAUUAUUUUAUUCUCCGCGCAUUCGUUGCCUUUGAAAGCUGUAAAUCGCGGUGAUUCGUACCCUUCUGAAGUAGGCGCGACUGUAAAUCUAGUUAUGCAUGAAUUGGGUUAUUGUAAUCCGUAUCAGUUGGUCUGGCAAUCAAAGGUUGGGCCAUUACCAUGGCUAGGACCAUUUACUGAUGAUGCUAUCAAAGGAUAUGUGAAGCAAGGAAAGAAAACGUUCCUUUUGGUGCCAAUUGCGUUUGUAAAUGAACAUAUUGAGACGUUGCAUGAAAUGGACAUUGAGUAUUGUAAGGAAUUGGGUGAGGAAUUAGGCGUGAAGGAUAUUUACAGAGUACCGGCACCGAAUGAUCAUCCGUUGUUUAUUGAUGCGCUGACUGAUUUGGUUAAACAACACUUGACGAGCGGUGUUGGCGUUGGGAACAAGUUUUUGAACCGUUGUCCGCAUUGUGUGAACGCGAAUUGUUUAGCGAGCAAGAAAUGGUAUUCGGAGGUUUGUUUAAAUUCGAUCAAAGCGAUUUAGGUGUAAAUUAUGAGGAAGAAUAUUUUUAAUGUGGUGGUUAUUGGAAUUUGUUACAUUUUGGUAUAUAAUUGGCUGUAAACACAAAAGAAAUUAAUAUUUUAAUUUGAUUCUUU
Messenger RNA from Dalotia coriaria, 1468 nucleotides. RefSeq names its product ferrochelatase, mitochondrial (gene FeCH). Gene Ontology annotation, cellular component: mitochondrion. Bases 189 to 1355 code for a protein of 388 amino acids. The record is from RefSeq and is a predicted model, not a curated record. The transcript has 2 exons. Gene Ontology annotation, molecular function: protoporphyrin ferrochelatase activity. Gene Ontology annotation, biological process: heme biosynthetic process. Lineage: Eukaryota; Metazoa; Arthropoda; Insecta; Coleoptera; Staphylinidae.